CUUUAAAACCCUUUAGCAUUUUCCAUCUUCAGCGAUUUCGAAAUCCGAAUCAAUGGCUUCUUCUCUCGUUCGAACGCUUCAAAGAGUUUGUACAUUGAAACGGAACCCGAGACCGUUAACCGCACUCGCCGCCACCGCGCGUUUUGAAGCCAGAACCUACGGCGCGGAACCAGAACCACUGACCAAAUCGCCCUUCGACUCCAACAUCAUUCGAAUACUCCGAAACGAAAUCGAGUACCAACAGGAAUACGCGCCACCACACCAGCCUGAUACUAAAUUCAAUUCGUUUACGGUUGACGAGAGACGUGGCGAGCAAGUGGUUACCAUUAAAGGGAAGUUUGGGGAAUGUGAGGAUAUUAGAAUUGAGGCGACGAUGUUUGAUGGGUGCGAACAUGUUCCUGCGUAUGGGGACGAUAGUUCUGGAGUGAAUGUGCGUCUUCACCUUAGUUUAAUUGUGGAUAUAUCGAAGGGGGAAGGUGAAAAUGAGUUAGAAUUCGUGUGUUCAGCAUGGCCUGACUCUUUGAAUGUUGAGAAAGUUUUCUUGUUAAGGCGCGGUCGAAUGGCGGCUAGACCUUACAUUGGACCUGAUUUCAGGGACCUGAGUGCUAAGGUUCAAGAGAAGUUUUACGCGUACUUGGACGAAAGGGGAGUGAAUGAUGAGCUUGCGGUUUUCUUGCAUGAAUAUAUGAUGAACAAGGAUAGGAUUGAGCUUCUGCGGUGGAUGGAUAGUCUCAAAUCUUUUGUGGAUAGAUAGAUAGGUAAGAUUGGCAUUUUUCAGCUAGUAAUUGUUGUGAUUAUUAAGUUUUGACAUUGGCAUUUGGUAUCAAUUUAUUUAUUUGAUUCAAAUGCAUUAAGAAUGUUUCACAUUGGGAGGCAAGGGUAGGGCAUAAUGGUGGUUCUGUUUCCUUUUGUGGUUAUAUGAUGAAUCAACGAUGACCAAAUAAAGAUCGAGAGUUGAACUUCAAGGGUGGAUGAAUUGUUCAAGUCUUUUGAAAAGUAGAUUGGUAAAUCUAGGGAACUAAUAGUUUAUGUAACACUUCUAGUCUUCAUACUGUGGAAAUUAACUCUGUAAAAUUUCGUUUGAUUUGUAGUGUUUGCAUCAUUUUCCUUAUUUUCUAAAUCAUGCAAGACAACCUUAUGCAA
Molecule: messenger RNA, 1143 nt
Organism: Vigna unguiculata (cowpea)
Lineage: Eukaryota; Viridiplantae; Streptophyta; Magnoliopsida; Fabales; Fabaceae
Product: Mitochondrial glycoprotein family protein
Cellular component (GO): mitochondrial matrix
Source: RefSeq, a predicted model, not a curated record